AAAUCUGUGCAGGAGAAGAACACUGGUUUUAACACCACAGAGACCGGAUCAGCAGAAGAAGAUUUAAUGUGGAUUUCUUCAAGCAGUGCGAGGAUGUGGCUGCUAGGUCUUCAGGUGGUCGCCAUCUGUGUUUUUCUACAGGUGCCAGGAUGUUUCCCAUCAUGCAUCAUAAGUGGCUCUGUAGCCAACUGUGCCUUCCAGAACCUCGUCUCGGUUCCUGCUCUCCCUUCUCACAUCACCCACCUGUACCUGGAGAUGAACCGCAUCCGUGAGAUUAACUCCAUAUCCCUGUCAGGCCUCGAGCAGCUGCAGGAGCUGGACCUAGGACAACAGCGUGUGCCACUUGUGAUCAGAGACAACGCCUUCAGCAGACAAAGUCGGCUGAGGAAGCUGAUUCUCGGCUUCAACAUUGGCCUUCGACUGGAGCCACAAGCCUUCGUGGGGCUGUCCAGUUUGCAGCAGCUGCACCUUGACUACUGUUCACUUCAAGAGUCCAUACUGACGGACAACUUUCUGCAGCCACUGUCCUCUUUAGAGACUCUUGACCUCUUUGGCAACCAGAUAAAGAGACUCCAGCCUUCAAUGUUCUUUGCAAAUUUGACUAAUUUGAGAGAUCUGAAUCUCAAGCUGAACAAAAUUGACAAAAUAUGUGGAUCAGAUCUGGCUGGCUUCCAGGGAAAGCACUUCCAGGUCCUAAACUUGGACUCUGUUCACAUUAAAGCCAUGUCUGAUAAAGGUUUUGACUGGCAGAAAUGUGGGAAUCCUUUCAGAGGAAUAUCCUUCCAGACACUCGACCUGUCCUACAACGGGUUCAGCGUGGGUAAAGCGAAGCAGUUUUUCAGAGCUAUUGAGGGGACGAAGAUCUCCCAUCUCAAACUGUCAGGAUUUAUGGGUAAAGGAUUUUCAUUCAACAAUUUCCCCGAUCCAGACAACAGCACGUUUUGCGGCUUAAACAACAGUUCAGUCCACAUUUUAGAUCUGUCCAAAAACAGGAUAUUUUCACUGCGACAGGGGGUUUUCCGCCCGCUGAAAGAAGUCGUGAGCAUUGAUGUUUCCCAAAACAGAGUGAAUCAGAUACACAGAAAUGCUUUUGAAGGUCUUCAGGGUCAUUUAAAAAUGCUCAACCUGUCACACAACCUGCUUGGGGAAAUCUAUUCUUACACCUUUGCUUCUCUGACAAACCUGCAAGUGUUAGACUUGUCUUACAAUCACAUUGGUGUGCUGGGUUUUGGCUCAUUCAGUGGACUUCCCAACCUGAAAGCAUUAUAUCUAACAGGGAACGCUCUGCGAGAAUUAGGUUUCCCUGCUUCUUUACCAAGAUUAAAUUAUCUCCUGCUGAAUGACAAUAAGUUGACAUCGUCAUCAGUGGGCGCCAUCACUCAGUUUGCCAGUAAUGUCAUGCAUCUGAACGUUAACGACAACAGAUUUUUUAACUUUGCUGAUCUUUACACCUUUUUGACUCGGCUGAAACGUCUUCAGCAUCUCUUCUACGGAGGAAACACGAUCAGGUGGUGCACACUCAGUAGACAAGUGAUUGGUAUGAAUAAUCUCCAAGUCUUGGAUCUUCACAGCAGCUCCCUGCAGUCUAUUUGGUCUCAGGGCAAAUGUCUGAAUCUGUUUGACAAUCUUGGACAUGUGGUCAGUCUCAACUUGAGCUUUAACGCACUGCAGACUCUUCCUCAAGGUAUUUUCAAGGGUCUCACCUCUGUAGUUCAGAUGGACCUCUCAUCAAACGCCUUGACGUAUCUCCAGCCUGAUGUAUUACCCAAAAGUCUGGAAGUACUCAACCUCUCCAACAACUUCAUAGCCUCCCCAGACCCUGCCGCUUUUCACUCCCUCAGCCUCCUCGACCUGAAAAUGAACCGAUUCCACUGCGACACCAACCUGAAGAGUUUUCUGACUUGGCUGAACCAGACCAACGCAACCUUCUUGAGUCCUGUUCAGGAGCUCAGAUGUGAAUUUCCCUCUGGUUUCUAUAUGGUUCCUCUGUUAACCUACUCUGCUCAGGUCACACAGCAAUAAAAAGCACCUCAAAGUCUGGAAAGUUUGUUUCAUUUCAGACUUGCAGCGAGCAAAUUAUACAGAACUAAUCAGUGUGGUUUGCUAACCAGUGUCCACAAGUAUUAAUCCAGUAGAAUGGUGUCACAUAUUGAUGAUUUGAGUAGUGCAGUCAUGUCUUAUCCUCCGUUUGAUCUGAAUUUGUAGUAACUGUCAGAAAUAAGAAAUCUAAAAAGAAAAAAAUCCCCUGAAACAGGUUGAAACUGUAAUGUGUGUAGCACAUAAUCAUAUUUAGAAUUUUGCUUUGUUUGUUAUUUAAUGGAGGUUCAAAUACUCCUGCAAAAGGGGGCGUCCAAUGAAAUAAACAUGCCACUUUUACAGUACUAUAACAUGACUAAUGAUAUAAUUAGUUUUUUGUUUUUUUCCCUUUCCUCAUAAUUGCUUUUUCUUGUAUUAAAAAAAAGAAUCAGA
Seriola dumerili (greater amberjack) is the source of this 2469-nucleotide messenger RNA. RefSeq names its product toll-like receptor 5. The coding region runs from base 67 to 2022 and encodes 651 amino acids. The record is from RefSeq and is a predicted model, not a curated record. The transcript is spliced from 2 exons. Gene Ontology annotation, molecular function: protein binding. NCBI's taxonomy places the organism in Eukaryota, Metazoa, Chordata, Actinopteri, Carangiformes, Carangidae.